AUGGUACUGCAGCUGCGCCUGGGGGCUGAAGUCCUCGUCCUGGCCCCGCAGAGGGCGCUGCAGCUCACGCUGAAUGACGUCAUCGUCGUGGUUGUCACGGAGCACAUUCUCAGGUCAUCGCGGGGCCUCAGCUUUCCCGCCCAGGCCCGCUGGCUGCUGCUCAAUGAUCCCGAGACGACCUGGGAGAUUGAUCUUGAGGACGGAUCUUUGACAGUCCAAGGUUCAGAGAAGGCGUCCGGGUCACCCGUGGAUGAGGAACGAGAGGCUCUCCAAGUCCGCCAGGGACCCCAAGCUCAGCAGAAGAGCGAGUUUGGUCUGGCGACGGCAAAUAUCCUCCUGCUCCAAGCUCGACCCAGAGACGCUAGCCACAGAGGCAUUCCCCAGCUGUGCAGGCCUAGCCCCAGGUCUCGCCCUCUGCCUGCAGAGUUCAGCUUGGAUCUCCACGGCCUGCAGCCCCUGCCAGGCUCUGCCCUCAGACCUCUGCCUCCCUCCCACAGCCCGGGACCCAGAACACGCCACAGAUUUCGGGCCCGUCCUCCAAGCAAAGCGCGAAGGCGGCUCUUCUAA
Messenger RNA from Tupaia belangeri chinensis (Chinese tree shrew), 567 nucleotides. RefSeq names its product proline-rich protein 23D1-like. The transcript has a single exon. The coding region runs from base 1 to 567 and encodes 188 amino acids. Lineage: Eukaryota; Metazoa; Chordata; Mammalia; Scandentia; Tupaiidae. The record is from RefSeq and is a predicted model, not a curated record.